Messenger RNA from Coccinella septempunctata (seven-spotted ladybird), 5436 nucleotides. Its product is annotated as inhibin beta chain-like. Gene Ontology annotation, cellular component: extracellular region. The record is from RefSeq and is a predicted model, not a curated record. Gene Ontology annotation, biological process: SMAD protein signal transduction. Gene Ontology annotation, molecular function: growth factor activity; cytokine activity. NCBI's taxonomy places the organism in Eukaryota, Metazoa, Arthropoda, Insecta, Coleoptera, Coccinellidae. The coding region runs from base 454 to 1779 and encodes 441 amino acids. The transcript is spliced from 5 exons.
GCCAGUCGCCAUUUGACACACCAGCGCUAAACAACCGCGCACCGGCCUCCUAGAUCGUCCUGCUCGCCGCUCGCCACGAUCCGAACUUUCUGAGCGUACUUUUCGAACGACGACGGAAAAAAUCCGGUGGUUGUUGAUUCGACACCGGCAGUGCAAUCGGAAGUGCCCCCCGACUUAUCAUGGAUUAGAGACGGUGCCCGCAUCGAGUUCACCGAACAUGGAAUUGUGCACGAUGUUCACCCUGUUCGGAUUAAGGUUCAAACACCUAUCGCACCCCGUGGAACCCCUGAACAGGCGGUAAAAACCUGGAAAAAUGAUAGAGAAAUCGACGAAUCACCGUUUACAAAUUCUUAGGAUAACUCUUAGGUUAUAUUCUAGAUAAUAUGAAAUGAAAAACGUAGAUAGUGGUUUAGUAUAGAAAAGUAGGUAAAAGCAAUACAAACACUUUAAAGAAUGGCUGUUCACAAAUCGUACAACUUGAGGAAACGCUUCGCCAUCACCAAGAACUGGGUGAUUCAGUUCUCCUGUUUCUAUCUGCUCUUCAGCACCAUCAGCAGGAAUUUGGUGAGUUGCGAACGGCUGAGGCACCAUUCGCACUCGGAGGACUUGUACGUGUCGCAGCUUGAGGAUAAUCUGGAGGCGAAAAAAAUCGCCAGUUGUCCGAACUGCGUGUACCGCAACGGAAACAAGGACCAGAAGGUCGAGAGCGACAACCUUAGGUUGGAGGUGAUAAAGAAACAGAUAUUAUCGAAGUUAGGCUUAAGGGAUAAACCAAAUGUGACGUAUAGUCUUCCAAGAGAGGUCGUUCUCGAGACUCUCUACAGGGCGGAAAACAGUGAAUUUUUCAGCACUUACAGGGAUGAGGAUUUUGUUUCUACCACGAGUGCCAGGACGGAGCCGCAGGAGCAGAUGGAUGUGGACGAUUUUUAUGGGAGGACGUCCGAGAUCAUUUCCUUCGCCGAAGAAGGUUCCAGAGUGAACCAGAACCGGCUCCUGGAAUUCAGGGUGAGCUCAGAAGUUGGACAUGCAGGGCAGGAGUUUAACGUUCGCAGCGCCACCUUGUGGGUGAAGGCGGAUCUCGUACGGACCAGGGAACACAAAUGUAGAACUCAAAUAUUCGUCUUCAAAAUCAUAUCGCAGUUACCAGAAUCUAUCACACUUAGUUCACAAGACUUCAACAGAGCAAUGUCAGAGCCCAUCACCCUGGCGCUGGACGAAUCAAGAAGCGGCUGGCAGAAGCUGAAUGUCACCAGCAUAGUGUCAAAGUGGCUGUCAGAGUCGCGAACCGAAAAGCUGCAACUUCUCGUCGAUUGCAGCUGUUGCGGCCAUUGGCACGUCCACAUAUUCAAUAGAGAAAUCGAUAAAAUAAGCAAUAAGAACCGUCCAUUUUUGGUGAUCCGCACGGAUCCAAAUUCGGCCAAGAGAGUGAGGAGGAGAGCGAUAGAUUGCUCGGCUGAGAGUGGGAAUCAAUGUUGUAAACAAAGGUUCUACGUGAGCUUCAAGCAGCUAGGCUGGGAGGACUGGGUGAUAGCGCCGCCUGGUUACUACGCCAACUACUGCAGAGGAGACUGCGGCCACCCUAGGACCCCAGACACCUACAACAAUUUCCAUACGCAUGUGAUAGAAGAGGUCAGGAAGACCCACCAUCUCAGUGGUAUGCAGCCAUGCUGUGCGCCAUUGAAAUUCUCGAGCAUGAGCUUGAUUUACUACGGACCAAAUUUGGAUGUGAUCAAGAGGGACAUGCCUAAGAUGGUGGUAGAUGAGUGCGGUUGUCCGUAGACGAUUGGUCGUUAACGAAAUUAAAGAUAUUGAUCUCGCUUGUAGAGUUGACUCUGUCAUUCGAUGUCUCGGGAAAAGGUUACGAAUAUUUAAACCUCAAGCGUGAAAAAGAAAGAUUUCUACCUGUAAUCUCUUUUAGAAGUUUAGUUUGAACCUUCAACUAGCUGAAGGAAUCAUCAGUGAGUCUAUUUGUUCACUUUUUUGGCUAUAGCAUCAAAAAUAGAGAGGCACCAUUGAGAAAUUGUCACAUGGUUGCGCCACCUAUCGCCAGGUAGCGGAUGUCCUACCCAGGCCACACCUGCCGUUUCUAGAUUUCUGUAAAAUGGAUAUGAACUUCCCGAUAGUGAAUCGCCAUACUACAUUCCUGAACAGAAAAAUUUUUCACCAAAUUCAUUUGAAAGUAACUUUUCCAGUUGUGCAUCGAUUUUGUUGUCUCUUUGUAGCCUAUUUCAUCUUGUUUAUCACCUGAUGUCGAGCCUGCAGGAAUUUCAAUUGAAUUUGAUGGUAUACAAGGUAGAUCUGAAAGUUGUGAACACCCUGAGGAGGUAAUUAGUGACGCCAUGAUGGGUCUCUAAAUGAGUUUUGGAAGCCUGAUCUUCUCUUAACAUUUUCCUGUUUAAUUCACGUCAAUAGCUCCUUCCUGAAAGGAAAUUAUUAUUAUUAUUGUUGAACUCUUUAUUACUUUAAAAUAAGUUUAAUACAUUUUUAUAGAAUUGUGCAAAAGGUGGACAUAUCGCCAUGCAAUUUCUUCCUGCCAACCAGAAAGUGAAUUUCAAUAUUAGUCACACAUGUUCAUUUGACAAUGAAAAAUAGACCCUGUAUAACAGAUUUUGAAGAUUUCAUCGGUUAUUUGAAUUUUCUCCACUAUUUCCUCAAGCAGACAUUCGAAUUGCCUCACCCUUUUUGAAAAUUCUUAGGAGUAAAUAAUGAUAAAAAAAUAAAAGAGUGAAAAAACGCAUGACAAUAAAAACAACUCGGCGAUAGAAUGACUAGAGUCAACUCUGAAUCGAAACAUAAAAACACGAAUUAUCCGAUAGUUAAAUAAAUAAACUCUAAAUAAUUUAACGAGAAUAUUGGAGUGCAUUUUGUUACCAUUCUUAUUCCGUUGUGGCGAAAUGUGUUGUGACUCGAAAAGUGAAGCAUUAUUUUUGAAAUGGAAAUUCAACGUUUUUAUCUAUGGAAAUAAUAUAUUACAUCAAAAAUACACGAAGGUACAAUUUUACAUAAAUAAGAAGUAAGAACACUAAAUUUUGUAAGCAAUAGCCUUGAGUACUGAAUGAGAAUUGACGAAAUGCUUUGGACAUAUGCUUGAAAAGAUAAUAUUCAGCUUUGAGUGCCGUUAAAAUCUGUAACAUAUGCAGAAAACCCAUUUUACUUCAUUUCCUGUAAAAGUACGGUUCCUAAGCAGGAUUUCCAAAUAUAUAAAUCGUUUCAAUAUUACAAGAACAACCAAGAAAAUUCACCAGUUAUAGAUUAUAAUGUCUAGAACAUAAUUCUUAUUCAGCAUCUCUAAAAAUAUUCUCUUGAAUGUAACCAGGCCUAAAUCUGUUUCAUUUUGUUCUUCUGAAGUUUCUUGGGAUUGAAGUUAAGCGAUUUCAUAAUGAAUGGCAUAAUCCACGAAAAUAAUUCAUUUUUCAACGAAAGAUUGGCAUGUAGAAAUAUUUGUAACUUUGAUCUCUUGAAAUUAUCACGAAUUUUGUAAAACGUAUGGCUAAAUAUACAUAUUUUCAGAGAUUCAUUCCCCAUUUCAGAAUACAUUCCUAUUAUAAAUGUGAUCUUUCUUAUGUUUGUGAUAUUUUAUUUACCAAGUUAUUCUGUGAUUUUUAAUGUUUAAUUAUAGGAAGAUGUAAAAAGCACAAGUAUAUACUUUUAAUAAUUCGCUGUAAAUUCGCUGUUUUUUAUCGCUUAUUUUCGUUUCCUUUUAGUGAAAGCUGUUAGGGAUGUUUCAGUUGACGAAGUUCUUGAAGUUCACUGGAUUUUUUGUCAAUUAACGAGUAUCCUUCGAACGAGACAGCUUUCACUGAAUUUUGUUUAGGAGAAUUUAGAUAAAUUCCAGAUAACGGAUACAAAAUGGUAGAGAAAAGAGUGAGAUUGGUAGAGAACUGAGGAAAGUAAGUAUGAAAUUAAUGAACUUCUCGGAGUGUACCACACAUUCAGUAUUGAAAAAAAGCAAACUUAUUUUUCUAUUUUGAAUUGGUGUAUAUGGAAAUUUUUAUAUAUAGCUCACUGCCUUGAAAUUGUUACUUAGAAUAAAAAUGAUAACUGACAAUAAGCUUAUGGAGAUCAGAAUAAUCAAGUUUACCCUUGUCCAUUUGUCUUGCUCUUACAAUUAUAACGAAAUAAAGAUAAAUGUAUACUAUAAGUUCGUUCGCCUAAAGCUAGUCCCUAUUAUAUCCUUAGAACAAUAGCUUCAAUAUAUGGAAUAACUUUGUGAGGAGAGUUGGCUGGUACUUAAUAAUACCUUAAUAUUUUCAGCAAAGGAUGAUUUAUCUCAUUUCAGUUCAUCCUUCUAAUUCUGCUUAUCUCUUUAUUCUAAACGAGGAACUCUUCGUUCAUAUGUAUAUUUAAUAAUUAUUAUUAUUAUUGAACAUUCAUAGGUCGCUGACUAUCAUAAAAUUUCGAAUUGUUUUAACUGAAAAUGGAUCAAUUAAAGAUUUUUCAAUCAUGACAUAUUUUGGUAUUCUUAAAUUGAACGAAAUCAUUUCAGUGUCCAUUUAAUGGUUGAUUUAUUUUCGAAUUCCUAGAUCAUAUUCUACUCACAUCCAUUAUACAAUAGUAAUCAGAAGACACAGGUUUUCUGUUCAGUAUAUUUCAUUCAUUUUGAUGUAAUAAUAACUAUCAGCCAGUUCUCUUUGAUAGCACAUGGAAUUAUACACGAAGUUGGAUUAAAGAUAUAUAUUAUGCCUCAUUUAACGAAAUAAUCGAUUGAAUAUUGUUGAUAAGUCUUCUCAAAUGUUGUCAAUAAUAUGCCUGUGCUCAGUUGGUCUGUAACUUUCUCAUUUGAAAAAAUCAAUUAUUUUCGAUAUUACGAUGAAAUAUUUAUGAAUUGGACAGCCUAUUUUUCAUCAUCGUUAUGAAAAUUCACUAUUUCGUUUAUUAGGAUUUUAUAAUAAAAGCAUGUUUUCGAAAAUACUAACGAAUAUUAUAAUUCUAUUUUUCCAAUCAGAAAAUCAGCAAUAAUGAAAUUUGUUUUUGUAUAUAAACUGAAUUUGAUAUUUUUGCAAAUUAAUAAUUGAAAUUAUAGGAAAGAAAUAUGGUUCCCUAUGUAAAACAUGUCAAUAAUAUAGUUUACCUUAUCUGGUGAAAUACGAAAUUUUAUUCUUUUAAUUUUUCCUUUCUUUUCAUUAUUGAAACCAUUUCUGCAUAUUGAAUCAGACUGAAAUCUUCAGAUAUAAGAAUUUUUUUGGAUAUCCUGACAUGUUUAUAUAUCGUACAUCUUAUCAAUCACUUAUAAUCAAUAUAUUCUGAGCAAUAAUAAGAAGGUCAAGAUAUGAAUGAUGCUUUAGGCUCUUACAUUUGUGGAUUAUUUCUUUCAGUAUUACAAACUUACAAAGCCAAUUUUGAAAUUUUUUUAUGUACAACUUUCAUUUGAAAAAACUUGGAAAUGUUUCCCAUCUUAUGUGAAAUAUUCGAAUAAAAUGAAAUAUAAAAUUGUAA